AUGAGGGGUAAAAAUAUUUCCAUCAUGGCUCAUUCAAAGACAAGGACCAAUGAUGGAAAAAUUACUUAUCCUCCUGGCGUCAAGGAAAUCUCAGAUAAAAUAUCGAAAGAGGAGAUGGUGAGACGGUUAAAGAUGGUUGUGAAAACUUUCAUGGAUAUGGACCAGGACUCUGAAGAAGAAAAGGAGCUUUAUUUAAACCUGGCUUUACAUCUAGCUUCAGACUUUUUUCUCAAGCAUCCUGAUAAAGAUGUUCGCCUACUGGUAGCCUGCUGCCUGGCUGAUAUUUUCAGGAUUUAUGCUCCUGAAGCUCCGUACACAUCUCCAGAUAAACUAAAGGAUAUAUUUAUGUUUAUAACAAGGCAAUUGAAGGGGUUAGAGGAUACAAAGAGCCCACAAUUCAAUAGGUAUUUUUAUUUACUUGAGAACAUUGCUUGGGUCAAGUCAUAUAACAUAUGCUUUGAGUUGGAAGAUAGCAAUGAAAUUUUUACACAAUUAUACAGAACAUUAUUUUCAGUAAUAAACAAUGGCCACAAUCAGAAAGUUCAUAUGCACAUGGUAGACCUCAUGAGUUCCAUUAUUUGUGAAGGUGAUACAGUAUCUCAGGAGCUUUUGGAUACAGUUUUGGUAAAUCUGGUCCCUGCCCAUAAGAAUUUGAACAAACAAGCAUAUGAUUUGGCAAAGGCUUUACUGAAGAGGACAGCUCAAGCUAUUGAACCAUAUAUUACCAAUUUUUUCAACCAGGUUCUGAUGCUUGGGAAAACAUCUAUCAGUGAUUUGUCAGAACAUGUCUUUGACUUAAUUUUGGAACUCUAUAAUAUUGAUAGUCAUUUGCUGCUCUCAGUUUUACCCCAGCUUGAAUUCAAACUAAAGAGCAAUGAUAAUGAUGAACGCCUGCAAGUUGUUAAACUACUAGCAAAAAUGUUUGGGGCAAAGGAUUCAGAAUUGGCUUCUCAAAACAAACCACUUUGGCAGUGUUACUUGGGCAGGUUUAAUGAUAUUCAUGUACCAAUACGCCUGGAAUGUGUAAAAUUUGCUAGCCACUGUCUCAUGAAUCAUCCUGAUUUAGCCAAGGACUUAACAGAGUAUCUUAAAGUGAGGUCACAUGACCCUGAGGAAGCUAUUAGACAUGAUGUUAUUGUGUCUAUAGUUACAGCUGCUAAAAAGGAUAUUCUUCUGGUCAAUGAUCACUUACUUAAUUUUGUCAGAGAGAGAACUUUAGACAAACGGUGGAGAGUGCGAAAAGAAGCCAUGAUGGGACUUGCCCAGAUUUAUAAGAAAUAUGCUUUACAAUCAGCUGCUGGAAAAGAUGCUGCAAAACAGAUUUCAUGGAUCAAAGAUAAAUUGUUACAUAUAUAUUAUCAAAAUAGUAUUGAUGAUCGAUUGCUUGUUGAACGGAUCUUUGCUCAAUACAUGGUUCCCCAUAAUUUGGAAACUACAGAACGGAUGAAGUGCUUAUAUUACUUGUAUGCCACACUGGAUUUAAAUGCUGUGAAAGCAUUAAAUGAAAUGUGGAAAUGUCAAAAUCUGCUCAGACAUCAAGUAAAGGAUUUGCUUGACUUAAUUAAGCAACCCAAAACAGAUACCAGUGUCAAGGCCAUAUUUUCAAAAGUGAUGGUCAUUACAAGAAAUUUGCCAGAUCCUGGUAAGGCUCAGGAUUUCAUGAAGAAAUUCACGCAGGUGUUGGAAGAUGAUGAGAAAAUAAGAAAACAGUUGGAAGUACUUGUUAGUCCAACAUGUUCCUGCAAACAGGCUGAAGGUUGUGUGCGUGAAAUAACUAAGAAGUUGGGCAACCCCAAACAGCCUACAAAUCCUUUUCUGGAAAUGAUCAAGUUUCUUUUGGAGAGGAUAGCACCUGUGCACAUAGAUACUGAAUCUAUCAGUGCUCUUAUUAAACAAGUGAACAAAUCAAUAGAUGGGACAGCAGAUGAUGAAGAUGAAGGUGUUCCAACUGAUCAAGCCAUCAGGGCAGGUCUUGAACUGCUUAAGGUACUCUCAUUUACACAUCCCAUCUCCUUUCAUUCUGCUGAAACAUUUGAAUCUCUCCUGGCUUGUCUGAAAAUGGAUGAUGAAAAAGUAGCAGAAGCUGCACUCCAAAUUUUCAAAAACACAGGCAGCAAAAUUGAAGAGGAUUUCCCACACAUUAGAUCAGCUUUGCUUCCUGUUUUACAUCACAAAUCUAAAAAAGGACCUCCUCGUCAAGCCAAAUAUGCUAUUCAUUGUAUCCAUGCAAUAUUUUCUAGUAAAGAGACCCAGUUUGCACAGAUAUUUGAGCCUCUGCAUAAGAGCCUAGAUCCAAGCAAUCUGGAACAUCUUAUAACCCCAUUGGUUACUAUUGGUCAUAUUGCUCUCCUUGCACCUGAUCAAUUUGCUGCUCCUUUGAAGUCUUUGGUAGCUACUUUCAUUGUGAAAGAUCUUCUCAUGAAUGAUCGGCUUCCAGGAAAAAAGACAACUAAGCUUUGGGUUCCAGAUGAAGAAGUUUCUCCUGAGACAAUGGUCAAAAUACAGGCGAUUAAAAUGAUGGUUCGAUGGCUACUUGGAAUGAAGAAUAAUCACAGUAAAUCAGGAACUUCUACUUUAAGAUUGCUAACAACAAUAUUGCAUAGUGAUGGAGACUUGACAGAACAGGGGAAAAUUAGUAAACCAGAUAUGUCACGUCUGAGACUUGCUGCUGGGAGUGCUAUUGUGAAGCUGGCACAAGAACCCUGUUACCAUGAAAUCAUCACAUUAGAACAGUAUCAGCUCUGUGCAUUAGCUAUCAAUGAUGAAUGCUAUCAAGUAAGACAAGUAUUUGCUCAGAAACUUCACAAAGGCCUUUCCCGAUUACGACUUCCACUUGAGUAUAUGGCAAUCUGUGCUCUUUGUGCAAAAGAUCCUGUAAAAGAGCGAAGAGCUCACGCCAGGCAGUGUCUGGUAAAAAAUAUAAAUGUGAGACGCGAGUAUCUGAAGCAACAUGCAGCUGUUAGUGAAAAAUUAUUAUCUCUUCUACCAGAAUAUGUUGUUCCAUAUACAAUUCACCUUUUGGCACAUGAUCCAGAUUAUGUCAAAGUACAGGAUAUUGAACAACUUAAAGAUGUUAAAGAAUGUCUUUGGUUUGUUUUAGAAAUAUUAAUGGCUAAAAAUGAAAAUAACAGUCAUGCAUUUAUCAGAAAGAUGGUAGAAAAUAUUAAACAAACAAAAGAUGCCCAAGGACCAGAUGAUGCAAAAAUGAAUGAAAAACUGUAUACUGUGUGUGAUGUCGCCAUGAAUAUCAUCAUGUCAAAGAGCACCACGUACAGUUUGGAAUCUCCUAAAGACCCAGUACUACCAGCUCGUUUUUUUACUCAACCUGACAAGAACUUCAGUAACACCAAAAAUUAUCUGCCUCCUGAAAUGAAAUCGUUUUUCACUCCUGGCAAACCUAAAGCAACCAAUGUUCUAGGAGCUGUUAAUAAGCCGCUUUCAUCAGCAGGCAAACAAUCUCAGACAAAAUCUUCACGAAUGGAAACUGUGAGCAAUUCAAGCAGCAGCUCAAACCCAAGCUCUCCUGGAAGGAUAAAAGGGAGGCUUGAUAGUUCUGAAAUGGACCACAGUGAAAAUGAGGAUUACACAAUGUCUUCACCUUUGUCGGCGAAAAAAAGUGACAAGAGAGACGACUCUGAUCUUUCUGAAUUGGACAAACCUAGAAGCCGGAAAAAAACACCAGCCACUGAUUCAGAAGAGAAAUUAGGUAUGGAUGACCUGACUAAAUUGGUACAAGAACAGAAACCUAAAGGCAGUCAGCGUGGACGGAAGAGAGGCCAUACAACUUCAGAGUCAGAUGAGCCGCAAUGGCCUGAGGAAAAGAGACUCAAAGAAGAUUUGUUAGAAAAUGAGGAUGAACAGAAUAGUCCACCAAAAAAAGGUAAAAGAGGCCGACCACCAAAACCUCUUGUUGGGGGAGGUACAACAAAAGAAGAGCCAACAAUGAAAACUUCUAAAAAAGGAAGUAAAAAAAAAUCUGGACCUUCAUUAAUAGAAGAAGAGGAAGAAGAGGAAAGACAAAGUGGAAACACAGAACAGAAGUCAAAAAGCAAACAGCACCGAACUUCAAAGAGAGCACAGCAGAAAGCAGAAUCUCCUGAGACUAGUGCAGUUGAAUCCACACAAUCUAUACCACAGAAAGGACGAGGAAGACCAUCAAAAACGCCAUCACCAUCACAACAAAAAAAAAAUGUACGCACAGGACGCUCCAAACAAGCAGCCACUAAAGAAAAUGAUUCAAGUGAAGAAAUAGAUGUGUUUCAGGGUUGCUCUCCCGUCAAUGAUGAUAUUCCACAGGAAGAAACAGAAGAAGAAGAAGUUUCUACAGUAAAUGUACGGCGGAGAAGUUCUAAAAGAGAAAGGCGAUGA
Pipistrellus nathusii (Nathusius's pipistrelle) is the source of this 4368-nucleotide messenger RNA. The record is from the annotation of a GenBank genome assembly. Lineage: Eukaryota; Metazoa; Chordata; Mammalia; Chiroptera; Vespertilionidae.